Messenger RNA from Cantharellus anzutake, 2560 nucleotides. RefSeq lists its product as uncharacterized. NCBI's taxonomy places the organism in Eukaryota, Fungi, Basidiomycota, Agaricomycetes, Cantharellales, Hydnaceae. The record is from RefSeq and is a predicted model, not a curated record. The coding region runs from base 87 to 2303 and encodes 738 amino acids. The transcript is spliced from 4 exons.
CCCCAACACCAUAACCCCCCUUCCUCUCUGCAACUUCAUCCCCAGAGCUCGGACUAAGUCAUUGCCAGUAGGUCAGUAACUAACCAAUGAUCCUGCAAUCUUCCGCCAUGUCUCGGGCCUCUUCUUGUUCUGUCCUGGGUCUGGAUGAUGCACGGCUGUCUAAGCGGUCUGCUUUCCAUCCGGCUGGGGUAGCCAUUGCCGAGUCUAACACCCUGAACCCCACAUCCACAUCCUCUGCACGCACCCGCGUUCAUGCUACCGACCUCAGUGCUAAAGAGCGUGAUGCCAAAGAAGCUGGCCAUAGACGCGCAAAGGAGGAACACAUUUCAAGCACAAACUAUGGGACCACCACCCAGCGCACUUGCAUUAGUAGCGCAUGCGGUCCUAGUGCGCACCAUUAUAAUGAGGACAAACUCUUGAGAUACGAGCUUCAAGGAAUGCCUCAUCGUGGCAUCCCAUUCCCCGAGUUCAUCGAUGUUCAGUUCCCCAAUCAUGAAAAGAUUGACGAGUUGUUCAAUGAUAUGACUGUCGUCGAGGAACACAGAGCAAGAUUCCUUCAAGUGGCUCUCGUGGAGACCGAUGAGAGGAGGAUGUACGAGCCGUUCGUGGCUCUAGUCAAUUCGAUCCUAGGGCUUGUUGAUGGAUCGGAGAUGGGGUGCAUCGACCGGCACCGGUUCCCCCCUGGAGGGGCGGUGAAGAAUGCUGACAGAAGACCUGAUGGUGUGUUUGUGCACAAGCGGGCCGAUGGCUCUCUACCCCCGCCUCGAAGGAAAGGCUCCACUCCUCCGAAGGACGAUCUUCGCUGGGAUGAAGUUCUCAUACCUGUAGAAAUUAAAAGGGACGCAACCACCCUCCUGUCAGAUUCAAGAUUUCAGUCACCACCCGUGAAACUUUCUUACAAUGAUCUCCAAGAAAGUCUCAAGAACAUCCAGUCUCGAAUUUCCCUCAAUUGUCGAGAACAACUGGCCUCAUAUGCUCUGGAAAGUCUCUCCGCGAACGUAUUGAAGCGUUUCACGCUUGGGAUGUUGGUGGUGAACGACAUGGUGGAGUUAUGGCAUUUUGACCGUGCAGGCCCUCUGGGUACCUCAGUUUUGAAACUAGGAGACGACAAUGACUUUGAGGUUUUCAUUGAUGCUGUCGCCGCAAUUGGUUCUGCCUCCUCGUUGGAUCUUGGUUUCGACCCGUGCUUCUUUCACGACAGUCCAUGGCCGCACUAUCCAACAGAUUGUCUUGUAAAGAUACCCUCGGACGACCCUUCUGGAAAUGCAGGCCCCUUCGUAGCAAGAAUUUCGUCAAAUCACCCCUUCGACCAGCAUCGUUGCCUGAGUGGCAGAGGCACACGCAUCCUUCCUGUCACAUUGACCAGCGACCCUAGUUCCCACGUAUAUGUCGUUAAACUAGCGUGGCAGCCAUCUUCGCGAACGGCUGAAGCCGAGUUGUAUAGAAGGGCUGGCGACAUUCAUGGACUCCCAAAGAUUGUCUUCUCUGGAGAGCUUGGGACGCUAUCUCAUGGUGUCCGAGGCCGCCUCGAAGACUUAUUGCCCUUUAGAGGGUCCCUUCCAGGUGACCGCGUGCUGCGAGCCAUAGUUAUGGAGAAGAGGUUUUCGCCUGUCUGGGGCCUCAGAAUGGAUGGCAAGCCGAGGAAAGAUCGCAAGGUCUUAUUAGCACAGCCUGAUAAACUUCUCAAAAUGAUGCGCUCAUGGGUUUCGAUUCAUCAUGCAUUGUACGAGAGGGGUAUCCUCCACCGCGAUAUUAACCCGGGAAACAUCAUGUGGCAGGAGGAAAAAAUUGAUCUUCAAAAAAUCGCGGCCAAAGCGCUCCUCGUUGAUUUGGACUUCUCAAGCGGUCCAGAUGAUGAUCGGGGUUACGUUCCUGAUGAGGUCCCCUUCACAUUUUCUACACCCUUCUUGGCUUUGGAUCUUCUCGAAUCGCACAGCGAACGGCAGCCUCACCUUUACCGUCACGAUCUCGAGUCCUUCUUUUGGACGUUUCUUUGGCUCAUCUUCAGCUUCGCGAAUAUCGAGUGUAAUGGCCGAUCUGCAUCCUGCUGGCAAAUUGGAAGUAAGGAGAUGGUGUAUGGCUUCAAGAGCAGUUUCCUCAAGCAAGAUCAUGAGCAUUUCUUCCUCAAGUUGCUGAAAGCGCCCUCCUCGAAUACGAGCCUGGUCAACAGCCUGAAGGCACUGCACUCCAUGUUUCAUGUUGGAUAUAAAGCGCUUGCAUCUGGAGCAGACCACACGACCGCAGGGGGCUCUAUUACAUAUGAACGCUUUAUGAAAGCGCUGGAAGGGGAUUUUCCUCUAUGAACUUUUUAAUAUAUCCAUGUAUACAUCAUAUGACACAUGAUUAUCCAAUGUUUCUUCAUCAACAACUUUGGCUUCGUAUCCCUCGGCAAGCGACCGCCACAACGGUAGAAUCCACUCCAUCUUCAAAGGCAUGGAAUCCGAGAAGUAUGUAAUUGAUGGAAGCAUUAAGAAUCCCCGCUUGGUCGCGCGAAUAUCUGACCAUGUUCCUGCACUCCAAUGUCCAAAGUGACUAUCAAAAGACUUUCCAACCCGAUAUA